Fusarium poae is the source of this 3657-nucleotide messenger RNA. RefSeq lists its product as uncharacterized. The transcript has a single exon. The record is from RefSeq and is a predicted model, not a curated record. Gene Ontology annotation, biological process: maturation of SSU-rRNA from tricistronic rRNA transcript (SSU-rRNA, 5.8S rRNA, LSU-rRNA). Lineage: Eukaryota; Fungi; Ascomycota; Sordariomycetes; Hypocreales; Nectriaceae. Bases 1 to 3657 code for a protein of 1218 amino acids. Gene Ontology annotation, molecular function: RNA binding; ATP binding. Gene Ontology annotation, cellular component: nucleolus; intracellular anatomical structure.
AUGUCUAAGUACGUGCCUCGUCAGAGAAAGCACAAAGUGCUUGCUCGAGAGCGCGCAAAAGAAAAUGCCCAGCAUGAAGUCCAAGACACCAACCAGGAUGAGCUGCUUCCGACAGCGAAGGCUGAUCGCGAGGCGAAGAAGGCCCAAUUAAAGGCAGAACUUCGCCAAGAGGGCGCAAAGAUGAGUGGAAAGAAAGCCAAGCGUCUAGAAAAGUAUAUUGAGGGCAAGCUACGCAAGGACGAGAACCGCGAGUUGCUGGCUAAACUUGCAGAGCAACAGGUCGACACCAGCUUGUUCUCCAGCAGUCGGUCCAUGGGACAUGGUCGCGAGACCAAGAAGGAGGCUUUGCGGAGGGCUAUGAGAGAGGAGAAGGCUGGCCUAGAGGGAGGCAAGGAAGAGAGAGAGAAAAUUCUGUUUGAGAAGAGAAAGGACAUGGAUGUUGACGAAAGCGACUCGAGCGAUGAGAGUGACGCACCCGAAGAGAAGCCAAACCCUUCUAAAACUACAGCAUCCGCGCCCGCGCCUCAAGAGCUCUCCGGUUCAAAACCAGCGAGCGCCCCAACAAUCGGCUCAGGGCUCAAGCGACCGCUCGACGUUGACGACGAAGGAAAGCCUGUAAUCCAAAAACGACAGAAGCGCGGUGGAGUGAAGUCGAAAUUUUCAAUCGCCCCAGCUGAAGCACCACGGUCUGAGUCUGAAGAUUCAGAUUCAGACGCAAGCGACAGCCGCAGCGGCAGCGACGAGUGGAACGGAUUCAGCGACGACGAGGCCUCGAAGAAAACACGGGACGAACAACGUCACCAAAAUAGGGAAGGCGAAGAAGAAGAAGAUGAAGAUGAAGACGAAUCAAGCGAGGGAUCGGACGAAGAAGAAGACGAAGAAUCGGACGACGACUCUGACGAAGAUAUGGAGGAUGGUUUCGAGAACAAAGCGCAAAGAUCGUCUGCUUUCAAGGCCUGGGCGCAUCAGGCGCGCAACCAAGCUCUCGGAUAUCAAUCGAUUGAAGGAACAACAACCAAUUUAGAGAUCCCCAAACCAGACAAUUUCGUGCCUCGAGCACCCGAACACGAUCCGUUGCCUAUGGAGCUGCAACCAACACAAAAUACCGACCGAAAGGUGUACAGUGUUUCAGUCACUAGAACACCAGAGAUACAAGAAGCUCGCCUCAAGCUUCCCGUGGUUUCAGAGGAGCAAAGGAUAAUGGAAGCGAUUCAUAAUCAUAAUAUCGUGGUUAUAUGUGGAUCUACAGGUUCCGGAAAGACUACACAAAUUCCUCAAUUUCUGUACGAGUCUGGAUAUGGCUCUCCUGAUAGUCCCACGCCUGGUCUCAUUGGUAUCACGCAGCCUCGUCGAGUCGCCGCGGUCAGUAUGUCAAAGCGAGUCGCUGAGGAGCUUGGUGACAAGUCUGGAGCGGUGGCUUAUCAGAUCCGUUUCGAGGGCACGGUCAAGCCGGAAACCUCAAUCAAGUUCAUGACUGAUGGUGUUUUGAUGCGUGAGGUUGCACAAGACAUUACCCUCAAAAAAUACUCCGCCAUCAUUAUUGACGAAGCUCAUGAAAGAAGCGCCAAUACGGAUAUCCUCAUUGGUAUGCUCAGCAGAGUUAUCAAGCUUCGAGCCGAGCUGGCGGUCGAGAAUGCUACAAUGAAGCCCCUGAAGCUCAUCAUCAUGUCGGCCACGCUACGAGUAGAAGAUAUGACCAUGAACCCCACACUUUUUGCCACACCACCCCCUGUUCUCGAAGUUGAGGGCCGACAACAUAAAGUUGUUGAACAUUUCUCUAAAAGGACGCAACAUGAUUACGUUGAUGAAGCGUUUAGAAAGAUUAGCAGAGGCCAUAAAAAGUUACCGCCUGGUGAUAUUCUGGUGUUUUUGACUGGCCGCAACGAGAUCCUCCAACUCAGCAAGCAGCUCAAGACGGCAUUUGGCGGCCCUAAGUCCGCAGAUGGCCCCAAAGUACAGAUCAACGCUAAUGACGCUCCUCUUGAGGUUGAGGACAUUGAGUUUGGAGAUGUGGAUGAUCGAAAUGGCGACGGCGACGGCGACGAUUUUGACGAGAUAAUCACAGAUGACGAGAAUGAGGAUGAGGACGAAUUCAAGAUUGAGGAAGACCAAGAAGCCGCACCUCUCAAGAUGCGAGUUCUGCCCCUCUACUCCCUGUUACCCACACGAGAGCAGAUGAGAGUUUUUGAGCCAGCGCCUGAAGGCACUCGAAAUAUCAUCUUGGCCACCAACGUUGCGGAAACUAGUUUGACCAUUCCUGGUAUUCGCUACGUCUUCGACUGCGGACGUUCCAAGGAGCGACAGUAUGAUCGCCUGAGCGGUGUUCAAAGCUAUGGCAUCGGGUGGAUUAGCAAGGCCAGUGCAAGACAAAGAUCUGGGCGUGCUGGUCGUACCGGCCCUGGCCACUGUUACAGGCUCUACUCUUCUGCGGUCUAUGAGCGAGACUUUCCUGAAUUCACAGAUCCUGAGUUGCUACGAAUGCCCCUCGAAGGCAUUGUGAUACAGCUGAAGGCCAUGAACCUGCAGAACGUUGUCAACUUCCCCUUUCCUACACCACCUGAUCGACGUGCUCUCGCCAAGGCUGAGAAGCUUCUGACAUAUCUUUCUGCUGUCGAUUCUAAUGGCAAGGUCACCCUGAUUGGUCAAACAAUGUCUGUAUUCCCUUUGUCACCCAGAUUUGCCCGCAUUUUGUUGGUUGGGCAUCUUCACGACUGCAUCCAAUACACAAUCGCUCUAGUUGCCGGUCUAUCAGUGGCAGAGAUCUUCCUUCCCGAGAAUCAAGCCAUCCCUCAGCUUGCAGAGAAGGAUGACCAUGCCAUUCGAACAACAUCUGAUGUUCAAGCAGAGAGUCACCAGGCCAAUGUUCGGAAACUGUUCAACGAAGUCCACAAGAACUUCUGCUACUUGGACGACAAAUCGGAUGCUAUGAAGAUUCUGCAAGUUGUAGCGGAGUUUGCCCACGACCCUACAGAGAAGUGGUGCGAGGACCAUUUCGUUCGAUUUAAGGUGCUCAAGGAAGCUCAACAAUUGCGUCGGCAAAUCACAGAGCUACUGAGGGUCAACGUGCCUGCCUUCGCCAAUCUGACAUACCAAGACCAGCUGGAUGCCCCUACCCCUAAGCAAGUGGCAGCGCUCAAACAGAUGGUUGCACAAGGAUUCGUGGAUCAGGUCGCUAUUCGAGCAGAUCUCACACCAAACCCUCCUGAACAUUACCGCAAGCCUCGUCGAUCUAUCGAUGUGCCUUAUGUCCCCUUGAUGCCUAUCCAUACGGGCGAAGACGUUGAGAGUGACCGUUCAGUGUAUAUUCACCCCACCUCUCCUCUCGCUCAUAUCAGCAUCCAAGAGUGUCCUGACUACAUCGUCUACUCCCAGCUUCAACGAGCUACACAGCUAGUUGACUCGACGAAGCGGCCCAAGACAAGAAUGCAUGCCCUUACAGAUGUCACAGGCGGUCAACUAUCCAUGAUGGCCAAGAAUACGCCUCUUAUCACGUACAGCAAGCCAAUGAAGGUACUCAAAACAGAGGGCGCUACUGUGAGAGAGUGCAUUGUUGUUCCCUAUCUAAGGGCAGAAGGCACAGGCGGCCAAGGUUGGCCUUUACCUGCAAAGAAGGUCAAACAGAGGAGGGUGCCCGACAAGGGGUGGGUUGUGGAGUAA